Molecule: messenger RNA, 531 nt
Organism: Rasamsonia emersonii CBS 393.64
Lineage: Eukaryota; Fungi; Ascomycota; Eurotiomycetes; Eurotiales; Trichocomaceae
Exons: 2
Coding region: 1-531 (176 amino acids)
Source: RefSeq, a predicted model, not a curated record
AUGGAGGUCAUACAGGAAGACUCGAUUAUCGCAGAUGGAUCUGAUGAGUCGGAAUAUUGCCCAUUCGAGUUGCCGGAAGACGAGUUCGGCGAAUUGAUGUUCUCGAGGCGGCUGGCCGCAGAGCGGUCUUCAUCCCCCGCGACGUCUGGACACCCGGAGUCCCGACGAGGGAGUACAGUCGCAGACACAGAUGAACCCAGAUCGUCUCCAGCACCACCACGAGGUCGUCGAGGCAAAGCUGGCCGUCGAGGCAGAGCCACAAGGCUUCAGGUCGAGGUCGAGAACCCCAAAAAGCCGUCUUCCGAUAGAGCCAGCGCAGCAAACGAAGACGAGGAGAUGGAGGACGCGGGUGCGAACGAAGAUGAGGGCGAUGAGGAAGGCACAGAUGGCGGGAAAGAGGACAGCGAAGAAGAAGAGGCAGAGGCAGAGGCAGCGAGCUCUCCUGCCAUGCGAAACGCGAGAACGCAGAGCUCACGGUCCAAGAAGGGCCGUCCUGCGACUGGUCCUGGAAGACGCGGACGACGUCGCUAA